Scheffersomyces amazonensis is the source of this 2796-nucleotide messenger RNA. RefSeq lists its product as uncharacterized. Gene Ontology annotation, cellular component: ESCRT-0 complex. NCBI's taxonomy places the organism in Eukaryota, Fungi, Ascomycota, Pichiomycetes, Serinales, Debaryomycetaceae. Gene Ontology annotation, biological process: protein transport to vacuole involved in ubiquitin-dependent protein catabolic process via the multivesicular body sorting pathway; protein targeting to vacuole. The coding region runs from base 297 to 2681 and encodes 794 amino acids. The record is from RefSeq and is a predicted model, not a curated record. The transcript has a single exon. Gene Ontology annotation, molecular function: ubiquitin binding; phosphatidylinositol-3-phosphate binding; metal ion binding.
GGAAGCGACAGGGAGACACAGUUUGUGUCGCAAGCUGAGUCAGCCCUGAGUCAGCACGCGACACAACUUUACAUAACCGAAGAAUAAAUUGACAAACUGGAUGAAACUAUCAGGGCUGGUUAACGACUCAUUUAUCACUAAGUCAAUAACAUUAACAGAUAGUGGAGUUCUAAGUUAAUCUGUCUAUUCCUGGUGUAUUCCCACGGAAGUUUUAUAGUGGGAUAUUUAAGAUUUGGAACUAUUAGUGACAUUUUUCAUAGAAAUUCCCAUUAAUAUACCCCAUACCAUAUUAUAUUAUGAGUGACGCAAUAUCAGUAACCCAAACUCAUACGGUUACAGUUACCGAUUCUAAUGAAUCUGAACCUACAUCUAUUCAUCCUCAACCUAAGAAAUCAUCUGCGACAUUUUCAUUUGCAUCUCCUGAUAGAGAUCAUAAUAGUAAUGAUGUUAGUGGAAGUAAUGAUGAAGAUAAUGCUAAUGGUAAUAGUAAUACCAAUACUAAUAGUAAUAGUAAUAGUAAUGAAAGUAAUGAUGAUAGCAUUGAAAAAACGGAAGAUAAUAAAUCGGAUUUCUCUUCCGAUUUAACCUUUAAGAAGAAAGAUGUUCGAAGGAAUAGGACUCAAUCAUUCCAAUCCGUAUUAUCUACUGCAUCCUUAAAGUCAUUAAAACAACAAGCUUUGAAUAGUUCUAAUUCUGCUUCUACCACCACUAUGCCUGGUAGAAAUAAUAGUAUAAUAGGUGGUUCUUCAACUACAAAUUUAACUUACAAUACUUCAUCAAGAAAUUUUCAAUCAUUUAUUCAAGCUCCAGUUUUAUCUAGUAUAACAAAUCCUAAGAUAGAUGAUGAAAUAGAAAUAGGUCAACAACUUCCUUUUAAUGAUACCCAUCAACAGCAAGCAAUUGUUGAACAACGAAAUGAUCAUAAUAAUAUUCAUAUUCAACGGGAACAUGAACAUGAACACGAACAGGUACAGGAACAGGAACAAGCUGGAGAUGAAGAUUCAGAUAAUUUAUUGCAACAAAAGAAUUUAACUUUAAAUGCUUUAAAGAAACUUAGUUUAUCACCAAUUUCUAUUAAUCCUGAUGAUCCAAUGGUAAGAAGAGCCAAUAGCAAUAGUAAGAGUGAUCCUAAUAUUGUAUCAAAAGUUAAUAAACUGAAACCGGUUCCAGAACCAUAUCAACCAGCAGAAGUGGAUUUAUCUACAUUUGCUAGUCUUACAAGACAACCUAAAGUAAUACCCGUGGCUUCUGAAACAACUGAAACAACUGAAACAACUGAAACAACUGAAACAACUGAAGGAACAGCAUCUAUUGAAUCACAAGUUGAAACUCAUAAACCCUCUACUUCCUUUUUACCUGCGGUACCUGAAGGUAUUACUGUUUCUACUACUGAAAAUACUACUACUACAACUACAACUACAACUACAACUCCAGAGCAAGAACAAUAUCAUAAAGAUUUACAUGAUUUGCAUUUGAAAAAUAUACAGACAGUAGAAGUAUCACCACCACAGCAACAACAGAAUCUUCAUCAACCACAACCACCGCAACAACAACAACAAAUACAGGUACAACAUCCUCAACCUCAAAGCCAAACUCAAGCGCAAGCUAUUCAAUCUCAAGUAUCUCAUCAAAGAUAUCAACAACCACUUCAACAACGAGUUCCUCCCGCAGCCGUUGUACCUCCUCAACUUUUACAGAAUAGAAGAAUUCCUAAUCAAGUCCAUCAAUCUGCUCCUGUAUCACCUCAACUGGUAAAUCUUUUAUAUCCUGAACCUCGUAGAUUACAACAAAUUAAAGGAUUUAGAAGUCCAAUGUAUGUACCAGCAGUAUUAAGAAAAACUAUGAAUGGAGGUUCACCAACUAAUUCAAAUUCAUCAGCUAAAUCUAAUUCUCCAUCAGAUUUAAUACCUUCUACUGGUAAUAUAACUCAAACUUAUGAGGAAUUCAUUAAUCAUUCUAAUAAUAUUGAUAAUAUUAGUAAUGGUCAAAGACCUUCCUCAAGAAAUUCAAUUCGUUCUAAUGAAUCAGUUGCAUCUACAGAUUCUAAUAUGUCAGUAUUACAUAAUACUAUAAUUAAUUUUUUGAAUGGAAGUUCAACUAAUAAGCAUUAUGCCACACCUACUAGAUCACAUUGGAUUAAAGAUGAGAGUGCUACUAAAUGCGGGAUUCCAAAUUGUGGGAAAUUCUUUAAUUUCUUUGAAAGAAGACAUCAUUGUCGUAAAUGUGGUGGAAUAUAUUGUAAAGAACAUACUUCACAUUAUCUUUAUAUUAAUAAAAAUGCUAAUUUUACUACAGGUGGUAGAGGUACAUUAUCAAAAGUAUGUGAUUUAUGUAUUCAUGAUUAUAAUGAAUUUAUUAAGAAAGAGUUUGGAGUUGGAUUAGAUAAGAAAAAGAAAGAUUCUGCGACUGCUAAUGAAGAAAGAUAUGAGUAUGAUGAAUUAAGACCCAUUCAUAAAUCAGAAUUGGAGCGGUAUAGCGCUUACCGAAGAAGUCAGUUACAGUUGCGUAGUUCUCAGUAUAGUCCUCAGCCCGAUAGUUCGCAGCAACAACUGCCACAACUGGAACAACAACAGCAACAACUGCAACAACUGCAACAACAGCAACAGCAACAGCAGUCCAAAUCUCGGGCAGACCAAUUGGUGGGUAGUGUACCUGCCAAUUGGAGUUGGAGUUCCUUCUGAAUUCCACUUACAUAGCUUACUUAGAUUUAAUUAGGCUUUUAUUUAUAGUAUAUGUAUCGAUAGUGAAUCGCUGAUAAAUUUAAUAACUUAAUAUAAAUUAUAUAUUCUAACAAUA